Molecule: messenger RNA, 726 nt
Organism: Aureobasidium pullulans EXF-150
Lineage: Eukaryota; Fungi; Ascomycota; Dothideomycetes; Dothideales; Saccotheciaceae
Exons: 1
Coding region: 1-726 (241 amino acids)
Source: RefSeq, a predicted model, not a curated record
AUGGCAGCCAGAAGCACUACAGAGAAUCACAGAAUCCCGAACAUCCCAGAAAGUAUGUUCUACAUCCCGGACUUCAUCAGCCACGAAGAAGAAGCAACUUUGUUGAGCGCAUUGCCAUCGAAUCGCUGGAUCCAAUUGCAACAUCGUCGCCUACAAACUCACCCAUCACCUCUUUCGAAGACGAAUACACUACUGGAGGCUCCCCUGCCACGCUGGCUCGUUGAGCCAAUCAUCUCAAAGUUCAAGUCACUCGGUCUAUUCAGUGACAGCCCACAUCAAGCACCAAACCACGUCUUAAUCAACGAGUACAAGCCACUCGAAGGAAUAAUGCCACACGAGGAUGGUGCGGCAUACUAUCCAAUCGUAGCUACAGUAAGCUUGUCGAGCACUCUGUGUCUGGAUAUAUACGAAAAGGCCCAAGGCGAAGAUAUGGCCCAAGCGAGCAUUGGCUCGAGCCCCAAGUGGCGAGUUCUGCAAGAACCGCGCUCUCUUCUAGUCACUACUGGUGCGGCAUAUACUAAUACCUUACACGGCAUCUCCGAGAUUGAGACUGAUGAGAACCUCGGACCUGACACCGUGGCAAAUUGGACUUUGCUGGGCGACAGUAAGGCCUUUGCUGACAAUGGUGGAAAGAACACGCGCUCGACUCGAGUCAGUCUUACUUACAGGAAUGUUCUGAAGGUCUCAAAGGCCGGGGCGAGGAUUCUAGGUAGACCAAGAGGCUGA